Messenger RNA from Zootermopsis nevadensis, 3368 nucleotides. NCBI's taxonomy places the organism in Eukaryota, Metazoa, Arthropoda, Insecta, Blattodea, Termopsidae. The record is from RefSeq and is a predicted model, not a curated record.
UAACGAUGUGUUCAUAUUUUAAUUUCUAGACUUCAGAGAAGAAUAUUGUUAAACGCAGACUGAUCUUUAACAAAAAAAACUGCACCAGAAUCGCUUUUGAAAUUCUGUAUCCUGAUUUAUUGCUGGCAAGUUAUCACAGAUACUGUGUGGACAUAUCGUACUCUUUUAACAUUCAGCUGUUAUUUUAGUGGCAGUGUCAGACACGAAGAUAUAUCAGGAAACGACCUGUUUUCAAUAAAUAGCGGCCUUCGACUAGGUGUAGCUGACAUAUGGAUGCAUCGGCUUCGUGUGUUUGGGGCGAGGGUGCAUGUCGGGGCAGAGGACGAGCUCCGAAGAUUGGGGACAUCCCAAGACAUGCCGCUGUGGAGGAAGACCUGAUUUCCGGUCCCAGGGGAUCAAGUCAUCAUGCUUCUACAAUCUCUGGGACCAGCAGCAGAAACAGAAGCAAAGAGCAAGAGAACACCGGCGAGCAGGACUACGACACAAUCACCACGGCCCUCAGCAAACCGUCCAGCAGCAACCAUGUCCCCCAUCUGCACACCGCCAUGACCAAUACGUCACGACCCCCUCCGACCAGUAAAACCACUUUUCUGUCGUCGUCACCGUCGUCCUCAGGCAGAAUGGUAACACACGAGAUAUUGCUGAAGAACACCCCGUCCUCUACUGUCUCACCGUUGAGGCAAGACGUGGUUGGUGGUAACAGUUCUGUCGCGUCUUCCCGAUUAGAGCAUCCCAAACUUCACCAUGCCACCGGGCCAGUGCCUUCUUCCAUCAGCUCGUCAAAGCUAUCUGCAGUUGUCACCAGCAGUGUCUCUUCGGUCACUGCACAGCCUCCUAAACAUAAAGCCAGUGCCUCGAAUCCUGCAUAUGCCAUGUCUUUCCCAGCGCCUUCCAGUCCUACACCUGUCACUCAGUCGCAGAAUUAUUCAGCUUCUUCCAAAAAACAGACUCAGACUCUCUCUAACAAAAAGAAUGUAUCAACACUUGCCAGAAGGCAGGAGCGGAGUGUGUCAUCUCCUUCAAGUAAGCACGCACAAAUUGGGUCAACACCUCCCAAUAAACAAUUGCAAGGUGGGCCAGCUGCUUCCAAUAAAUCAUCGCAGAAUGGAUCGACAUCUUCCAGUAAACAAGUGCAAAGUUGGUCAGCUCCAUCCAGCAGGAAAUCAUCGCAAAGUGGGUCAACUUCUUCCAGUAAACAUGUACUUAGUGGGCCAACUCCUUCUGUUAAACGGACUCAGACGCCUUCCACAAAACAGACACAGAACGUAACAGCGCCUUCCCAAACAUUAGUGCAAAGCAUAUCAGCCCCUUCUCGUGCACAGGUACAAAACGGGGCGACGUCUUCAAGAAGGUUAGUAAGACGUGGCUCAGAAACGUCCAGUAAACAGUUGAAGAGUGACUCAAGAACUUCUAAUACAGCGAUACGAUGUGGUCCAAAGGUUUCAAGAAAGGAGACACCAGCUGGUACAACGCUAUCCAUGACACACCCGCAAGGUAAUUCAUCAUUAUGCAGCAAAGAAGUGCAAAGUAGUAGUUCAGUAUCUUUAGAUGAAUUUCCAAGUGAUUCAGCAUCUUCCAGUGCAGAGAGGCAAGGUAAUUUAACGUCUUCUAGUAGAGAAACGACAGAGGUUUUGACGUCUGCGGUAAAUAAGGAAAUGCAGGAAGAAUUUGUACCUCUUGAUAGAGAAGUGCGGAUUAGUUCAGAACGUGUCGCACAAGCGCAAGCUGACUCACUGUCACCGCAAGGCGAAGUGGCACAGAUCUCCAGUGCCAGGUCGCAAACAAGUGUAGCCACAGUUGCGAACAAAACUUUAUCAGACAGUGCUUCCUCCGUAGUUUCUGGGAAAACAGUUGGCGCAGAACUUUCGCGGACCUUGUCAGAAUCAGUAAUACCGCCUGUGAUCAUCCAAGGAGAGGCGUCCAGGUCUUCAGAAGGCCCACCUGAUAGGACUUCUGCUGUAAACCAUGUACAGCAAAAGCUCUUGAUGCAGUCUAGGAGUUUAGGAGUUGACCCUUGCAGACCGAUCUAUCCCAAUUAUCCCUUCUCGCCGUACGGAUCCCCAAGUUCGUCGCCCAGAUCACUGAGGAAGAGGUCUCCCUUGAAAGAGAGCCGACGAGUCAGCAUAGACAAGUCCGGAGAGUACAUACAGCUGAACCAGUAUAGGCUGAUGGACUCCAUAGGCCAGGGAUCGUACGGCAUCGUGAAACUCGCGUACAAUGAAGAGGAUGACACGCACUACGCUAUGAAGAUCCUGUCUAAGAAGAAGCUGCUGAAGAAAGCUGGUAUUUUUGGCCGAGCUGCACCUAACAGGAACAAAUCACCAGUGAAUCCGCUCGAUCGGGUAUACCGCGAGAUCGCAAUCCUCAAGAAGUUGCACCACCCCAAUAUUGUGAAACUGUUUGAAGUACUGGAUGACCCUGUGGAAGACCACCUCUAUCUGGUGUUUGACCUUCUUGAACGUGGGGAGGUGCUGGAGGUGCCAACAGAUACACCCCUCAGUGAGGAACAAGCUUGGAAGUACUUCCGUGAUGUUGUCAUGGGAAUUGAGUACCUGCACUACCAGCGUAUCAUCCACCGGGACAUCAAGCCAUCAAACCUUCUGCUGAGUGAGGAUGGACAUGUCCAGAUUGCAGACUUUGGUGUCUGUAACGAGUUCCAUGGCAAUGAUGCAGCCUUAAGUAGUACUGCUGGCACACCUGCUUUCAUAGCCCCUGAGGCCCUAACUAACAGCAAGUACAGUGGCAAGGCAUCAGAUAUCUGGUCAAUGGGUGUGACGCUGUAUGCCUUCGUCUAUGGGCAGAUCCCAUUCCAUGAUGAUAAUGUGUUGGCCCUGUACAACAAAAUCCAGAAUGACCCAGUGGUGUUCCAGGAGAAGCCUCUAGUUUCUGAGGAACUCAAGGACCUCAUAUCUCGUAUGCUGUAUAAGGAUCCAAGCCAGCGCCUCACCCUGCCUGAAGUGAAGCGGCACACAUGGGUAACCAAAGUGGGAGUGGACCCACUGCCAAGUGAAGAGGAGAAUUGUGAGCUAGUAGAAGUGACAGAUGAAGAGGUGCAGCAGGUGAUCCAAUCUAUCCCCAAACUUGACACCUUGAUUCUUGUGAAGACAAUGCUCAAGAAACACUCCUUUCAGAACCCAUUUGGCCAGCAACGUGGUGCCAGCCAGGGAUCAGAAACAGAAGGUCACAAUUGCAGUGAUGGAACAACUCGGUGUGAGAAGUUCCAACGGUCAGGACGAUCUCUUUCUGCACCUGGCUCCUAUGAUCUUUUCAUGGACAGGAAACUCUCUCUGGAGGUCUCACUGCCUGCGCUACGGGAGAUGACAUCACCAGAAGGUCCUGUUGGCAACAAGGUGAAUGAGGGUGCACCG